GGCAAAUCCGAGUUGGUAUUUGACAUCGGGGCAGGACGAUGGCGUUGCUCUUCGCGAUUUCAAACGGGAGGGGAUGGAUGGGCAAAGUGCGAUUAAGGGGGAGGUUGGCGGCGCGGCGUGUGUAAGUGGUCCAUCCGGCACCAAUGUGCCAGCCCCCGCCGUCGACAUGUGAGACUGCCGCCCGUGCUCUCCCAGCGGAUUUCAUUACCUACCUCUAGCCAUCCGGCCAGCAAAAGGGCUGCUGUUGGUUUGAGUGUUUCACUGCAUUACUAACAAGGCCGAAUUCCCCUGCCUUGGGUGCAUGGCUUGCCGGCUUCCAUGGGAUGCCGUCGCCCAUCCGGGCAUGGGACCUGGACGGGAGUGGGAGUGUGGUUGCGCCUGCCAAUCCUCAGGGAGCAACUGAAUGGAUCACUGCAGCUUGGUUGAUAAGCAUCAUGGGGCAGGAGCAGCCUAUCAAUCGCCCUUGCCGCGGACAUGUCCUUUGAGAAUGGCGCAUUAGGUUCUUCCCAGUACGGCUUGACAGCAAGUACCUACGCUAGCAAGCACACCUCAGUCCCGUUCUGAGCCGUCCCGCAGGCUGGAGACCCGAGAGAACUCCACCGAAACCGUCCACGAACGACGGGAGCCUUGCCUCGCCCAGCGCAACACCGUCUUCACACGAGUUCCUCUUUUUCCAUCAAUUUGCACCUUGUCUGCUGCUUCUCCAUCUUCUGCUCGCACGCACCACCUCAACACUUCUCAACUGAAAGGAACACACGCACCAAAGCACGCACCGCACACUCAAUUCAGACCUGACUUCAGUUUCUCUUUGUAUCUUCCGAGUCAGACGUACCACACCGUCAGCGGCCUCGAAACAGGUUCCUUUCUCUAGCACGCACUCGCGUCCCCAGGCUCUUGUUCUGCAAUCCGAUAGAGCCCUAGACUCUAGCAGCAUCCUUCGGUUCCGCCAUCCACAAAGACGUCAGGUCAACAACGCCGGCCUCAUCCCUCUACAUACUGACCACCGCGUCCCGUCCUUCCCGUCGACCCCCGAUCACCGCUCCCGCCAGACGUGCACUUGACGUUUAUUCAUAGACGCCAUCGAAGCUUGGUGCAAAGACCGUCCCCCCGCCAUUCUCUUGGGUGAAAUAGGCCGAACGACAUUCACGCCCAAGCUCCACCUGCGGCCAUACCCAGCCUGUCUGUGGUGGAUCGAGAAUACUCUCAAAUCUCGAAUUCGCUCGCUGCUCCCGCGCCAACCCAUUACCCCUCGACAUAUCUUCUUCCUGGCCUCUCUGCAAGCCUUACUCUUUGGCACCCCCCUGACAAUUCCUCCUGUCGCGCUCGUUUGUGGUGCUGGUCCCUGUUGAACGCCUUAUACGUCUCUCAACUCGCCUUGGCGACCAGCAGCCACAAUCCGACAACAGUCUCAACCCGAACCCCUCGCGCUUCCGCUAUCAGCUCAGUGUCUCCAACGCCACCACCCAAACUGUACAAGCAAAAAGACUUACGUUGGUAGUGUCUAGCGAAGGAUACACUCAGGUGUGUGGGAACCAUUGCACAAGACCGCGGUGGUCCUUUGCGGGCGAUGAGGGGGAGGGUGGACCUCGAUAUCUGAAUUUCAGACAGGGUCGAGGUCAUAUCAAGACGGCCUCCAGCUUGCGACAGGCACAGUCAUACACCAGUAGAUACGCUUACAAGGCCGUAGUCAACAUAGGAGUCGCAACCCGUCCUUUCCUUGGUUCAUCCUAAUAGUAUCUUCCGAUCCCUCCACUCUGCCAGCUACACUGGGCACAUAUAUCCAACGUCCACAAUUUGCCAUCACUCCUCCGUCCUCACCAUCUGGGUAUGGAUCCGCGCUUCAUCGUCACCCGCGAAGAACUAUACGAUGUCCAGAUGGACUUGAAGCGCCUUCAUUCCAUCCAGCAUCAGCACUCAGAGCGGUUACGAUUGUUGGAAAAACGCCAGGCCGACGAUGCCGCCUUGAAGUCUGUCUGGAGUUCGCCGUUCCCAAGUAUGCUCGGGACGACAACCCCUCAGCAUGGGCCAGUUCACUUGCCAGCCAACGAUCUAUUUGACGAUCUUGACGAGCAGGGCCAAAACUUGCUUGGUAGACUGCAGCUUGAGCCUGAAGACGAGCCUAUACGACGAGGGGUAGCAUCGAGGGCGAAUAGUGUGCGGUUCGAUGAAAGCGCUCUGCACGGAUGGGGUGGCCAUCAUGGCACCCGUCACUCGACCGAAUAUGGCUUAACGCGCCCUGGAAGUGGCAUGGGAGGCCAUCCCAUGACUGAGCGCUCUUCGUCUCACAAGUCUGAUGGGAGGCAUAGCUCUGCCGGCCAUUCUGUUCAUUCAGUGCAUUCAACCGCCUCUGGCCGAGCUAGCAGUCUCGGUCUUGAUACCAACUUCUCGAUUGGUGGGGUGGAGGACGACUCCCCCCUUGAUGUCCCGGAACCUCCCCCAGGCUUCUUUUAUCUGGGUGCAGCCCCGUCCAUCAUCCGCUGUUGCUUGACUGAUAACAUCACCAACAAAAGGUUGCUCUAUGCUGUCGUCUGUACUGGUUCACAAAAGUCAACAGUGGACUAUAGUGUGGUUAAAGACCUGAACCUAACCAACCAAAUGCAAAGAGGAAUGGACGGCAUUUACAGGAUCGAUCUUCCGGUUUUCCUUACCGAAGCUAGAGUCAUUCAAUCCAACUCUAGGUCUGUCAGCCCGAUUCACCCACUACCGCCCAGCAUCACGUGUUCUUUUGAAGUGACUGGCAUGGAUCAACCAGAAAGUCCUGAAACUAGAAAGAGCAUCCGCGUCUUCAUCGGUAACCACACGUUGAGGUUGCAUAGUGCAGACCUUCUACUUUCUCAAAACUCAAUGACACUGUAUGGUACCGACAGGGACAAGCUUUCUGUACCCUUUGUUCGACCUGAGGAUGAUGCAGUGUUCAAGAAUCUUGCAGUGACGAAUAUGGCCCCUGGGAAUAAGCCCAAGCUGAACGCUGCCGCGCCCGAGUUCGUUGCUGGAGACAGAGCCGCAAAACCGUCGGCCAAAAGCAACGAAGAACCGGUCCCCAAGCAGAAUGGAGAUGUUGUCUCGGAGGGAGCACUGCCGUCGCCUGUGAGGUCGCCAAGUCAACCAGUGAAGACGACCACUGAGGCAACCAGCACGGCAUCGAAUGAAUCGAGUGGAGGGUAUGAUAAGGAGCAACCUCAACAGGAGCAACAGCACCAGCGGCCACCAUCUGCUCCAGCCGAUUCUGUAGUCCUUGAAGACGUCUCCAGAGACGCUGCCAAAGAAAAUUCUACGCCCACUUCAACGACCGACACCGCUCGCCGGGAACCUAGCGCGGCCAUCAGGACUCCGUGGCGACAAACGGCUGCCAGUCUUGCCGAUAAGGAAAGCACCCCGCUGAGCGGCUACCAGCCAGCUGCAAGAGGUCGCAGUAUGAAGAUCUUACGGCCGACAAAGAUAUCUUCCAUUAGCAGCAACAGCACUGCCGGUCCAAACUCACCGUCAACUACCCGGUCGACGGGUGCGUUCGAAUCUCCCUCCAUUCCGCGGUCUAACGGAACUGAUCUGCGACGGACCAAGGGCUCAACAGCUAGCGCUGCUGUGGCGGAAGACAGUCAGAGCAACACUAGCAGCCCUACGGUAGGCAGCUGGGGUCCCUCCAAACGCAGUCUGAGCACCAGUGCUAGCGCUUCCAACCUUGGAAACUUGGAAGGUGGCAAGGGCAUUGAGACUAGAGAGCAAAGGUCCUCGUCACUGGCAACCACAGUGGGCAGUCCCAUGCAUCAGGAUGGACUUAAGACACCGACGGCUCCCAGAUCGGCCACAAACCCUCUUGGUAGUGCAUCUGCUUUUGCUUGGAUGGGAAAUAAAACGACGGGUAAGGCGUCUGCCAGUCCGUUGUAGAGUACGGUAUUGCAAGCACGAAUAUCAGGAACUGGAGAAACGUCGACCAUGCGUUACUAAUCAGUACAAGAAAAAAAAACCACUUGUUAGGUUGGGCUUAGCAUCCGUAUGUUGAACCCUCAGCGUGCCCGGGUGGAAAUGAAGAGCUAAAACUAUGCGUACAAAAGUGAAGAGCAUAGCGAAGGGAAGCGUGAGCCAAGCUGGGCACAUAAACAGGUAUUACUAUGUCUUGAAAAAGCUGAAUAAUAACGAGUAUUGUCCAAGUUCAAAUAACUAGACCUCCUGUGCCAGACAUGACCUGAUAACCCUGUGUGUCUUGUGCUUAGACUACGGGCGAGGGAGGGGGAAAGCGUGUGAAGGUGCAGUGUCCGG
This is a messenger RNA of Neurospora crassa OR74A, 4257 nucleotides long. RefSeq lists its product as uncharacterized. The transcript is spliced from 2 exons. Bases 1828 to 3885 code for a protein of 685 amino acids. NCBI's taxonomy places the organism in Eukaryota, Fungi, Ascomycota, Sordariomycetes, Sordariales, Sordariaceae. The record is from RefSeq and is a predicted model, not a curated record.